AGCACGCACCGACAGCAAUUCUCUUGCGUUCGUACAUUUUUUUUCUUUCACUCAAACAUAUACAAUUGUUUACUGGCUUUGUGCUUCUUUUUCUUUUCUUUCUGUUUUCUCCUUAAUUUGUUUCCACGCCUCCUCGGUGUCGCUAGUUCAUUGCACUUCGCCAUCAUUGACCCGGUGCGUCACUGCGACUGAAGACGAUUUUCUUGUUGCUUGCACUCUUCUCUUUCUUCACCCCUUUACUUUAGUGGUCGGUUUUCUUUGUGUGUGUGUGCGGUCCCCUCCGUCACUUGUUGGCAGCUUUCAUCAGCACCCUUGGCCCGCCCAAGGGGCACCUCCUCGAACAUUUACCCUCCCCCCACCCCCCUCCCCGCCUAGCUUAUAACAUGUCCAGUCCCACUGCACAGUGCAUCAAGCGGCUUCAGACGGAGCUACGCAAGCUCGCCAUGGAGAAAGACCUCCCCUUCAAAGUUGGAGCUGACCCGCAAAACAUGCUUCGCUGCUAUUUCGUCGUGGACGGCCCGGAAGGGACGCCGUACGCGGGCGGGCGCUACGUGGGCCUGCUCGGGAUUCCGCCAGACUACCCCUUUAAGCCGCCGAGUGUGCAAAUGUGUACCCCAAGUGGACGCUUCAAGACGGGGAUGCCGAUUUGCCUCUCGAACAGCUCCUACCAUCCGGAGCAGUGGUCGCCGCUGUGGGGACUGCGCACCAUCUUAAUCGCCCUCGUGUCCUUCUUCGCGUCUGAGGAGGCCACAACAGGUUCGACGGAGAGCAGCCAGGAGGACCGGCGCAAGUACGCGGCGAGCAGCCGACAGUUCAACGUGGAGCGCAUCAAGGCGGUGUACCAGCGCGUGCUGCCGGAGGCCUAUGCGAAGGAUGUGACCUACUUGGAGGAGCAAAGGCAGCAAGAGCAUCAAGGGCUGGCGGGCGGGCACACGCCCCGAUCUGAUAGCACCAGCGGAAGCAGCGACUCGGAGGAGGGAGAUGACGUGGGCCGCGGCAGAGGCCCGGCAGCGCAGAGAGGUCCGCAGCGUUCAACACCUUUAGUGACUGCUGAGGUCGGGACGGCAGGACAGGAACAGGGCAACGGCAACUCCAACAAAGAAGGUAGCGAGGACGCUGGAAAGCCUGAGGAGGAUUCAACAACAGCCAACGGUGAAGCCAAAGAGGUAGCAGCAGCGGAAGAGAAACCGCUCAAUGCGGAACCACUCAAGCGGCAUCAUCGCCACCACGCCCGUCAUCGCACAUUCGCCGGUGAGGAACGCGGUGGCACGGUGAUGGGGCUGGGUGGUGUGCCGUGGCGCCGGUGGGUGUCGUUAGCGGUUUUGGUCGCCGUGGGUUUGGUGCUGGUGGAGCAGCUGCGAUGGGGCUUUGUGCGGAUGUAG
Messenger RNA from Leptomonas pyrrhocoris, 1382 nucleotides. Its product is annotated as putative ubiquitin-conjugating enzyme e2. The record is from RefSeq and is a predicted model, not a curated record. NCBI's taxonomy places the organism in Eukaryota, Euglenozoa, Kinetoplastea, Trypanosomatida, Trypanosomatidae. The transcript has a single exon. Bases 384 to 1382 code for a protein of 332 amino acids.